AUGAAUAUGUGGCACUGUGAGCCCCUGGGGACUUGCUAUAUCGAGUUCGGACACGAGAAUAUUUCUGAAUACCAGCUUGAGAAACCACAUCGUGCUGCUAGCAGCUCCCGGCGGUCGGCACAGCAAUCAGCUCGCUACCUAGGUAUGGUGCUGGAUGUGAGUUGUGAUGACUCUGCCAGGAGCUUUGUCGAAGCAAUUGGUCUAUCCAGCCGUAACUUGCACAAGCCGCUGCCAGCUAACCCACAGGGCAUCCGGAAUUCCUCUUUUGCACCGCCCUGGGGCUCCAAGUUUACCACCAACAUCAACAUACAGAUGAACUACUGGCCCACGGUUCCAUGUCACCUAUUCGAGUGCACUCUGCCGUUUGUCAACUUGCUGGAAAGGAUGGAAGAGAGGGGCCGCAAGACGGCACUCGCCAUGUAUGGAUGCAAGGGGUGGUGUGCCCACCACAAUACGGACGACUGGGCAGACACGGACUUGCAGGAUAGGGCACACUGGCGGGAGGUGGGCAUCGCUGCUGAAUCUGGAUGCUCGCCCGAGGGAUUCGGAUGGGGCCGGCAAGCAGCACAUGGAACUUCUUCUCAGGGACCCAACCGUCGACAAAAUGGUGGAAACCAUGCACCAGUUCAAAUCGACGGUACUGUCGGUAACUUUGGAGGGUGCACGGGCAUCCUGGAAUGUCUUGCGAGACGGUUGGAACCCACACUUACGGGGCUGGCGAUGGUGCUGCCAGCUUGCGCCGAGGAGUGGGAACACGGCGAGCUCACAGGACUCCAUGCGCGUGAUGGCUGGAUCCCUCCCCCCCCUUCAGUGGAAGGACGGAGAGACCAUUGGCCCUGUGACAGUUCACGAUGUUGACUCCAAGAUGGCCGUGAAACAUCCAAAUGGAAAGAUUGCCGUAGCUCGAGGGCUUGGUGAGCACCAUCUGACGCACAAGUUUUCUCACAGCUGGAGAAGGAACAUCUGGUGGAGACUUUAGAAGAUGAGCCCCUGGGGCCGGGAGGAGGGGGCGGAGAGGGCGGAGACAACAAGAAUACGAGACUGGCAGGACUGACAAGAGAGAGGCAAGAUGCGCGCACCGACCUCUGAACACAGAAGACUACACGUGUAGACUAUAACAAAGAUGUCGCGUCGCUUGUCUCGGCAGAGACAUGGUGUUUAAAGUUACGACAUAUUGUGACGGGAGCGUUGGAAGCUUG
Messenger RNA from Diaporthe batatas, 1199 nucleotides. RefSeq lists its product as uncharacterized. The transcript is spliced from 4 exons. The record is from RefSeq and is a predicted model, not a curated record. Gene Ontology annotation, biological process: carbohydrate metabolic process. NCBI's taxonomy places the organism in Eukaryota, Fungi, Ascomycota, Sordariomycetes, Diaporthales, Diaporthaceae. Gene Ontology annotation, molecular function: alpha-L-fucosidase activity. The coding region runs from base 1 to 858 and encodes 285 amino acids.